GCGGGCGCCCCCAGGGCCGCUGCCGGGCAUGCGCGGCGCCCCGGGAACAUGGCGGCGGCGGCGGCGGCGCGCAGCUUGACAGACCCCCGCCCGCUCCGUUUCCUCAAAGGUAUGCUGUGUGCCUCUAAGAACAAAUAGAGAGCUCCUUGCUGUGGCAAAUAAGGGAACCUGUUGUGCUGAAAGGAAAAAUUAACUGGUCUUUCAACUUCAGCCUUUUUAUUGUGAAAGGGAAGAUCACAGAAUUAUCAUGGGGAGAACAGCAGCUAAAGACAUGGGGAGAGGCACUCCAGACCAAGACACCAUAGCAUCUGUAAAGUGUAGACAGGGGGAAACUUUUCUGAGUGGUGGGAAGUAUGGUGGAUGCAGACUGUCUCACUUGAAGACAGUCAGGUAAGUAAUUCUUCCUGUUAAUGGUUUGCAUCUACUUGGGUAAAAUAGUUCAAUUCUGUAGCAGUCUCCCUGACACUGAUGGUUGGAGUGAGAAGAGUUAAAGGGCCCUCUUUUUCCUGAGUUCAGUCAUACAUAGUGAUAGAUAUUCUGAAUAUUUUGGGUAAUUAUCAGCCAUGUUCAAGAAUAACUGGUCAAUCAAAAAUAAGUAGAGAUGCUUUGAGUAUAUUGUUUGCUGGGGAGGCUGCUUAACCUUCUGAAACAAGUGAUUUGCUUAGACUCCUGUUCAGGAAGCAGUCUCUCUUUAUGACAAUUCUUACCUGCUCUUGCUUCCUUACACUGAGAGUGUUGAAUUGAACCAACCUCAGUGACGCCUACAUUUUUCUCAUUUCUGGGAUUAUUGUUCAUUUUGGCUUUAGACAUAACAACUAAAUGGAUUUCCCUCUUCCUCUUCUGAAAUGGAGACAGAUCUUGUGUUCAGACUGAUUUUUUUGUCAUUUGUCCUUGAUCUGGUCAACAAAGAAGAUCUGGCUUGACUUGGUGACCAGCAAAUGAUAGGUGGAGUUGUUCACCAUAAGUUAAUUUUUUUCAAAACAUUGUUUCUUCUUAGGAAGCAGUGGUCAAAUUUUAAGAAGUAGGUAAGCUCAGUAUUGUAAUUGGGAGUGGGUGACUGGGGCAGCAGUGCUGAAUAUUUGUGGGAUUGCACAAAAGCAGCUGCCAUGGGAGUGGCAGUUUACUGCACUGCAUCAAUCUGCACAGUAAAUGCUAUGUGUUGGCAACUGUCUCGGGCCUGUACCUGCCCUGGUGUGCCUCUGGUUAAGCUGCUUGGGAAGUUUUAUUUAUUUCAAGAUUUCACAAAAGGACCCAGCACUUAAAGAACUGGAUUAAAAAAAACAACCCAAAGAUACCUGCAUACAUGUUCCUGUACUUAAGCUCACCUUCUCUGCCUGUAGUGCAGGAGGGUCCACAUUACUCCCCAUUUCUGAUUUGAGGGGGAUGGGAUGUGCUAUCACAGCCUGUCAUUUUCUAUACAACAGUAUCCUUUUCUAACUUAACUUGUCCAAAGUCUCUCUCCUUUUUCUAGGUCUGUGAAUGCCUAUGCCUUCUUUAUUUCAAGGUUAAUCUAAGGAAAAACGAAAUACCCUAGCCUAGAUGGAACCAGCUAUAUAGCUUUAAAUUGGAGCAGUCUAAUUCCAAAGUAGUUGGUGGCCAUGCACCCUAUGGGCUCCACCACACUGUUUCACCAUGUUAACACAUGGGCAGACACUCCUUGGCAUGUUGUGGCACCCUGCCUUACCUUCAACUCCCUGUGGGCUCCCCCAUGGCAUUGUACUGUAUGAGUGCUUCGGGCUGCUCCACGCCCCCAGAGUGGGAGCAUGCAGCACAAGCCAGAGGAGGGAGAGGGAGUCCUGAGACCAACUGCUGCUGCAGCUGGAUAGGGGCAAGUGAUUGCCAAGUGGUAGCCUGGGGACUGAAAGUUAACCCUUCAUGGGCCACCAGUUAAACAGCUAUUCUAUAAACCUGCUAUUCUAUAAAAACAGCUAUUCUAUAAAAGUGGCUUAGCUUUGGAGCUGAACACUUGCUGUCUUAUUUGUCACUGUGUUACCUUGCCAGCUGGUUUUGUAACCAUCUCUUCUAGAGCUGCCUUUAACUUAAUAGGGCUUUUGGGCAGAAUGAUGCUGUUAAAUGAGAAAGCAGAGCUAGCAAAUGUACAGCCUUCGUAGAAGUUAAUUCAGGUCACAGAACUUAGUCACGGAUGCAUCACUUCAAGUUUACCAUCUUGAGAUCUUAGUGAAAUCUACAGCGGUCAUCUUCCUUGGAGUUGGUAUUGUAUGCAUAUGCCUUGCCAUUCUUGUUUAGACAUCUGUUACUUAUAAUUGAUAAGACAAUAGAAAAAUGACUGAAAAGGGGAAAGAUGCAGGAACAGCAGAGGCACAGUCAUGUUCUAGAGUUCUUUUCCUGAUUAAUUUUAUAAUUGGAGUGGUAAGAUUUUUAUAUAGGCCUCCAUUCCAUGAAUUAAUGACACAGUAGGAACCUUAAUUAAAAAAUACGUUGGUAAUGUGUCCUCCCCAACCCCACCAAAUUUAUAGGGACCAGGGCCAAGAUUCUCAACUACUAUCUCAACUAUCCACUUAACUAGAGAUCUGGGUAUCCUUAAUUUUUGUGUGGCCAAUGUUAGAAACCUGAAAGGAGCUUGAUUGUUGGGCAGUCAGUAUGCAGCAAUGUGUGAGCAGAACCUUUUCAGGUGUUUCAAAUUGAACAUUGUGUUUGCAAAUCUUGGCUCAGAGGUCCAAGAUCCUUUGACUGAUAAUCCUAUUUAUUUAGCAAAAAUAAAGAGUGUUGAAAAUAAAGGUAGGGAAGUUUUUUGUGCAGCCAAGAGAAGUUAUUUUUAGUGGGGUUUUGUGGCUUUAUUAAUAAUGUAGUAAAGUAAUGAGCAUUGCAUGAUUUUCUAUAGUAUACCUUUAUUUUAACACUACUUCUAUUAUAAACUAUAAGUAUAAUAAAAUUUAAUCUUUGAUUGCAGACUGAAAUGUACAGCCAGAUAUGCAUACUUAAGUCUCAAGAACAUCAUAUUUUGCUGUGUUUGAAUGUGUUUCAUAUCAAGUCUUAUUGUUACCCUGGAUUGUUUUUGUAAUGUAAAUGUUAAAUUUGUUAUGUGACAUCUUAUUUUUCUCUUUAGAUUCAAAGAAUUCUAAGAAGGAUAAACAUGGGAAAAGUCAACAGUCAAACCACCCAUCUUUAAAAAAUGAACAGUUUAAUUGGGAUGAUUACUUGAAAGAGACUGGAUCAGUAGCUGCUCCUCCACAUUGUUUCAGACAGUCUAGGAUCCCACCAACCAAUGAUUUUAAAGUUGGUAUGAAACUGGAAGCCCAUGAUCCUCGAAAUGUUACCUCAGUGUGUAUAGCUACAAUAAUUGGAAUUACUGGUGCCAGACUACGGCUGCGGCUUGAUGGAAGUGACAACAAAAAUGACUUUUGGAGGCUAGUGGAUUCCUCUGACAUACAGCCAAUUGGGACCUGUGAAAAGAAAGGUGGUAUGCUUCAACCUCCACUUGGGUUCCAGAUGAAUGCAUCUUCUUGGCCAAUGUUUCUCUUAAGAACACUAAAUGGAGCUGAAAUGGCACCUGCAACAUUCUUUAAGAAGGAACCACCAAAACCUGCUCCAAACUCUUUUAAAGUUGGAAUGAAACUGGAAGCAGUAGAUAGAAAGAACCCUUACUUAAUUUGCCCAGCAACCAUUGGAGAUGUUAAAGGAGAUGAAGUUUUUAUUACAUUUGAUGGCUGGAGAGGAGCAUUUGACUAUUGGUGCAAAUAUGAUUCUCGAGAUAUUUUUCCAGUUGGAUGGUGUAGCUUGACAGAAGAUGCACUACAGCCACCAGGGAACAAUGUUUCCACUACGAAGACUAGUGCAAAAACCCAGUCUUCCCCUUCCAAAGUGACCCGGCGUGCAAUGCAGUCACCACAGAAAUCUGCUUCAGGAUCAGCUCAGCGGGGCAGAAAACAAAGUCGGGCUAAACCUACCGGGCAAUCUGUAGUUCCUACGAAGGGCAAGUCUCCUAAAAAUAGUCCUUUGACAAAAAACGCCACUCAUACCGAAAAUCUCAAAACAAGGGAAAAAACCUUGAAACCUGGAAGAAAGAAAAAAACCUCACCAGUUCAGUCUCCUCCUGCACCUUCAUCUCCACUUACUUCUCCUGAUGGGGACAGUGGCAGUACACAGGUACUUAAAGAUGGCAUUGGCAUUGCUGGUACAACAGCAGCUGUUAUAUCCACAGUUUGCGUGUAUGUUAACAAGCAUGGAAACGCUGGACCUCACCUGGAUAAGAAGAAAGUUCAGCAACUUCCAGAUCACUUUGGACCAGGUCCUGUAAAUGUGGUACUUCAGCAGGCUGUGCAGGCCUGUGUAGACUGUGCCUGUCAAUCCAAAACAGUCUUUGGAUUCCUGAAGUCAGGGCAUCAUGGAGGGGAGAUGAUAAACGCCUCCUUUGAUGGGGAAAAACACGCCAUCAAUCUUCCUUCUGUAAACAGUGCAUCGUUUGUCCUUCGGUUCUUGGAGAAACUCUGUCACAGCCUGCAGUGCGAUAAUCUUUUUAGUAGCCAGCCCUUCAGCCCUUACAUGGGGAGUGCACACAGUCCUACAGAAUAUGACAAGAGUAAACCAGCAAAAGAGGAAAUAUCAGAAAACAGAAUUACGAAACGUUUUUCUCAGGAUUCUCCACCAUACAGUGCCCCUCUUUCUCCUAAACUGCCCAGAACUGAAGUUCACCCAUCUGAAGCAGAAACACUACCUAAUGAAGAAAACUGCAUCCCCAAAGAACACAGAUUUUCUGAGGACCCUCUGGAUUCUGUACUCAAUUCAGUAAGUCCUUCAAGUCCAACUUGUCGAAAUUCUACUGAGUAUCGUAGCUCAGGAAGCGUAGCAUAUUACAGGACUUCCCUUCAGCCGGUGACUGCUACCUCAAAGUCAGCCCCAAUCCUACGUAGGCUGUCAUCGAGUUCUGCUGGGAACACCAGUUACUAUGAAGUCAACAGGAAUCGAAUACAGAGGAGGAUUGAAGCUGCAAGUUCCACAACUGGACCUGAUCUCCAUGCACUAAAGCGGGAACCCUCCCGAGUACUGAAUAAGGAUCCUUCCACCUGGUCAAUAGAUGAAGUAAUGCGGUUUGUGAAAGAAGCUGAUCCUCAGGCAUUAGCCCCACAUGCAGAACUCUUCAGGAGACAUGAAAUUGAUGGGAAAGCACUACUGUUGCUGAGGAGUGAUAUGAUAAUGAAAUAUAUGGGACUGAAGUUGGGGCCGGCAUUAAAGCUAUGCUACCACAUUGACAGACUUAAACAAGGAAAGUACUAGCCAGUGGGAACACAAUAAUCUGUGUGUUCAUACCAGACUUACCUCUCAGGUUCACAGACAUGGUCUUUAUUUAAAAAGUAUUUUGUUGUUGCAAACAUUUGCGGUUUGCAGAAGUUUCCUCUCAAAAUGUGAUAAAAUAUUUACUAACAAGAAAAAAGGACUAUAUUACAUUUUAGGAACUGAUUUGGAAAGGUACACAGGAAAAGGCAGUUAGGACUGUGUUUUGGGGGUUUGUGGGGUUUUCUUUAAGUGAUACUUUCAUGGACACUAUACACAGAAAACUGAGAAAUGCAUUCUCUUUUACAGACUUCAACUGAUACAUUCACAUUCAAAACCAAAACAGCUGAAUCCCAAAGGAAAAACAGCAUCAGGUGUUGAUAAUUUUUACAGGGAUGGCUGUAAAAUUUUACAUUAUGAGAAAAUUUUAAAGAUGCAGCAGUAAACUUCAUCUCUUUUAGUGAAUACUCUGUGACUGGUUCUCCAGGAGAGUAAUGUUCAUUUAGAUUAUGCUAUACAGAUUUCCAUAAAGGGAAUAGACAUAUGAAUGGUUUCAUUUGUGUGUGCUUUUAAUACAAAUAUAAGCUUUUAUAAAGUGUGGUUAUCAGUUCUCUGGUAAAUUAGGAGGACAAAAAGUACAGUAUGUUGUCAGUUUAUACAGGCAACAUGUCUGUUUCAUGGAAAGGGCAUUUUCUCAGCCGUUUUGAACAGCUGAUUGUUCUGGGUUGAACAGACGUUUCUCUGGAACAGAACACCAACAUUUUAAACAUUCCAUUUUUUCUGAGCUUGGCGUGGAUAUAUUGAUGCUUGUGUGUGCGUGUGCGCGUGUGGUACAAACAUAUAUAUACUGUACAUAUGUAUUCAGUUUUUUUAAAGUAUUCAAAAGGUACUUUGCACUGCAGCAGAGGAAACAAGAAACUGUAUAGUUCAGUUUUUUACUGGUAAAUUUUGUUAUGUACUAUUUUCAUAUUCAUUAACAACUGUCUGUUUCGCUUUUCAUUCCUGUGGGGUAAGAAACAAUCAGUGAAUGGAUGGAUUCACACAGGAGGGUUCCUUGUACUAUGCAACACUCCCUUUCACACAUUGAUUAGCUCUGAGCCAUUUAUUCUGGUAUAGUAUCUGGAAAAAUACAUUUUAGUUCUCAUGUUCAUUCUUUUUUGGCUCUUUUUAACUUCCACAUUUUGUGCAAGUGGUACUACAUACCAGUAUACUUUUUUUUUGUAUAAACUUGGUGCUGUUUAUAUAAGCUACAGAAUGAGUGCUGAUAGUAAAACAAUUUGCUGUCACUGCCAAUCAAAUAAACAUCAGGGACAAGAAUGUACAUUUUCUGUGUAGGAAACUGAAUGUACUGUAUGUAAUAGUGCAAGUGAUAAAGAACUACUUACUAGGAAAGGUGUAGUCCUAAAAGGGUAGGUUUUAUUAUAUUUCUUAUUGCCUUUUUAUAUGAAAGCAUCUAGUAAAAAAAAAAGUAUUUUUUACAAAUUGCUUUUUGAAAAUGCCUUUCUUAUUGCUAGUUAAAUAUUCCUCAGGUUUUUGCAGAACUACUGCAAAAUCACACCUUUUGUAGUUCACAAAUUGUCAAGUAUUUUGUUAAAUAACUACAACACACAUUCAAUAUAGCAGUUCAUCUGUUUUUUUCAGGAUUGUUUUAGUAUACUACCAUAAAGCAUUUGACAUUAAGGGUUUUGUAUUUUGAUUUAUUUUUGCAUAUUUUUGUGUGCAUGUAUAUUAAAUGAACAAUACACUUUAUAGCUAGUAAGAGGCAGAACAAUGAUUGGAAAAAUAUAGUAUAUUUUUUUCUUUGAGUUAUGAGAUGCCAACUCAAGUUAUUGCUUAUAUAUGAAAGAAAAUAUUGUACUCCAGAUAUGUUAGGUAUAUUGUGUAUAUCAGUGGUGCCCCACCAUGCAGGCCAACAUUUUCCAGGCCUGCAGGCCAAAUGAGUGGCGGGUCAAUCUGUCGGAUGGACCCUGUGUGGGGUUUGUUCAUGGGUCUGGAAAUGUGGAAGCAGUUAAUGUUGCCAUUACUUUUCUGCUGUCAAAUUUCCAGACCCUUGGGGAGCCCUGCAAGCCUGAUGACUAAGCUCUGUGUACCAGAUUUGGCCCAUGGGCCGGGGGUUGAACACCCCUGUUUUAUAUGAUAUUUAAUCACUGUUGAGAAUUAUGUUGAAUGAAGAAGAAAAGUACCACUUUCUUAAAAUUGUAUUGAAAGUACUGUAUUCACUCAAAGCUAAGAUGAGGCUUUUCUCCUCAAUCACUGCCCUGGGGGGGGGACCUCUUGUCUUAGAUCUCAGUACCAGCCUGGGCCAGAUGACAGUUCAGCUCUGGCUUUGGCCCCAGACCUAGAGACAAAGCUGGAGCACUGCUGCCACCUGCCCAAGGCUGGGUGGGGGAGGCAGCACACAGCAGGGGUAGUGGGUAAGAAACCCAAGGGGUAGGGCUUGGGCAGAAGUGCCGGGGGUAGGGUGGCAGGCACAGGUGUAGGGGGGGUAAGUAGGGGCAGGCACUGGAGGGGAUGAAGUAAUGGGGGGGCACAAGCACACAGAAGGCAAGGGAUAGGUGGUAAGGGAGCCACAUGGCAGGGGAGCAGAUGUGGGGGUUAAGUGGCAAAGGGGGCAGGCAGUGGUGGGGGAAGGGGCAGAGGUGACAAGCGGCAGAUGGGUUAGGCAGCAGAGGAUAAGCACAUGUAAUGGGCAGGCUAGGGAUAAGAGGGCAGGUCAGGAAGGUAAGGGGGGUGGGGGCAAGGUGCUCUGGCUCAUUGCCCCUUGCUGCUGGCUUUGCAGGGACAAAUUGAAGAUAUCCUUCCAAUAAUUCGAUUCUAUAUAAUAUGGAAAAUUAUAACAGAUAUAUAAGUUUUCCAUGUAUAGAAUUUCAUUAUUGGGACAUUGUCUAAAGUUCAAAGUAAUCUUGGAUUUGGGUAAAUACUGUAAUUCAGACAGAAAUUACAUUCUUGCAUUCACCAAAUAAUGUGUAUAAACAAAGAUGUUUAAAUUUUCUAUUUUAUACAAGGCUUUUAUGGAACAAUGGAGUUUCAGCCUUUUUUCAUACAUUCCACCAUUUGGUAUAAAUAUUUGUAAAGAGUUUUGCCUGCAUACAUGCACAUGAAAUCCUAGAAUGUCACCAGGCAAGAAUUUCACAUUGUAUUAUAGCAUGAGAUUCAAGCAUGAGCUUCAAGAUUCAUGUGUUGUAACAGAUUAUAUUUUUAAUUCUUUAUUUUCAACUGGAUGUUCUUAACUAUAAGCAAAAAAAAUAAAAUAAUUUUUGUGCAGUGUU
This is a messenger RNA of Alligator mississippiensis (American alligator), 8501 nucleotides long. RefSeq names its product Scm polycomb group protein like 2 (gene SCML2). Gene Ontology annotation, molecular function: protein binding. Gene Ontology annotation, cellular component: nucleus. The record is from RefSeq and is a predicted model, not a curated record. The transcript is spliced from 16 exons. Lineage: Eukaryota; Metazoa; Chordata; Crocodylia; Alligatoridae. Bases 3028 to 5235 code for a protein of 735 amino acids. Gene Ontology annotation, biological process: regulation of DNA-templated transcription.